CAUCCAGCCAAGUACGAAUCGAACGCUCGAAGUGAGCGAAUACCCAAGAAACGAAACUCGAAGUAAAAUCCAAAAAAUGUACGCCAAAGUGUGUGUUCUCCUGCUGGCCGUUGGCCUCAGCCAGGCCUUCGUGCAGGAGCCCGUGGUGUUGCCGCAGGAGCAUUUAAUGCGUCUCGUGAUGCAGUCUCGUGACCUUGGCAGCGACUCUUCCCACACCAUGGACUGCCUCGCCUACUAUGUGCCCGCGAUGAAUGCGGUGUCAGAGCAAUUCGAUACGGACACUAAGCUGUGCCUCAGCGAGGCUCAGGCCAAGGCUGAAGCCAUCAAAGAUGCCACACAGCCCAACCGUACCGCCAUCGAGGACUCUGGCACCAGUUCCUGCUCAGCCCUGAAUGCGUGCAGCAACAUCCAAGACGCCGAAUCCUACUUUAAAUGCACCGCCGCAGCUGGUUCCGACAAUGCCAAGUCCAUGUUCACCAUCUCCGCCAACUCCAACGAGUUGGUGUCCCAGAUCCAGGAGACCACCCGCCAGAUUACUGUGUGGCAAUAUGACUGCACCAACCAGACGGCGCGCGAAUAUGCCGAGAACUCUGCCGUCGUCUACGAGUCGAUGAACGCUUGCCUGGCCGGUGCUGAUGUGCCAACGACUGGAGCCACCCCGGAUCCGACCACCGCAUCCACACCCGCACCUACCACGGAGUCCACCGCUGAGCCAUCCACCGAGUCCACUGCAGCUCCAUCCACGGAGUCCACUGCUGAGCCAUCCACCGAGUCUUCUGCAGCUCCAUCCACCGAGUCCACCGCAGCUCCGUCCACGGAGUCUACCGCAGCGCCUUCCACGGAGUCCACCGCAGCUCCAUCCACGGAGUCUACCGCAGCGCCUUCCACUGAGUCCACCGCAGCUCCGUCCACGGAGUCCACCGCAGCUCCGUCCACGGAGUCCACCGCAGCUCCAUCCACAGAGCCUACCGCAGCUCCGUCCACCGAGUCCACCGCAGCUCCGUCCACAGAGUCCACCGCAGCGCCCUCCACGGAGGCGUCUACAACCGAGAAUUCGGAAGACAACAAGGAGUCGGCACCGGAAGAGGAUUUGAGUCAUUUGAUCACCAGCAUCGAGACCAAGGGCAAUGCUGAUGUGCAACAGAUUCUGAAGAACAUUCAGCAGUGGCUGAAGCGUUUUUAGGAGCACCUGGAGCAACCUCCGAACUUUCGGCAUAGAAGCCAACAAUAAAAGAGCAUCAAAGUAUU
Messenger RNA from Drosophila subobscura, 1248 nucleotides. RefSeq names its product mucin-5AC. The record is from RefSeq and is a predicted model, not a curated record. Bases 77 to 1183 code for a protein of 368 amino acids. Lineage: Eukaryota; Metazoa; Arthropoda; Insecta; Diptera; Drosophilidae. The transcript has 2 exons.